Messenger RNA from Monoraphidium neglectum, 921 nucleotides. RefSeq lists its product as hypothetical. The record is from RefSeq and is a predicted model, not a curated record. Bases 1 to 921 code for a protein of 306 amino acids. The transcript has 3 exons. NCBI's taxonomy places the organism in Eukaryota, Viridiplantae, Chlorophyta, Chlorophyceae, Sphaeropleales, Selenastraceae.
AUGAGCGCCCUCCGCAGGCAGCUGAUGCGCACGCUGCAGCAGCAGCAGCACCGCCGCCCCGCCGACCCCGCCGCCGCGGCGCUGCAGUUGCGCGUUGCCGCCGCCGUCAGGGACGCCGCCGCGCGCGCGGACGGCGCGUCGGCGCCGCUGCCGCCGCCGCCGCGCGAGGUGGAGGACGCGCUGCGGCGCGCGGUGGCGGCAGGGUGGUGCGACCAGGUGGCGCGGCGGGUGCGGUCGGCUGCGUAUGUGGCCAGGGUCGCUGAGGAGGAGGGUCGCAAGCGCCACGCCGUGCGCUACCAGCCGUGUGAUCUGGACGAGGAGGUGUACCUGCACCCCAGAUCAUCCCUGCACGCCGCCGCCCCCGAGUACGUCGUAUACCUCCAGCUCGUGCGCACCGCCAAGCGGCCCUACAUGAGCGGCAUCACGCCCAUAGAGCCCGCCUGGCUCGCCGCCUGCGGCACGCCGCUCGCCGCGCUCUCCCCGCCGCUGCUCGAGCCGGCGCCGUUUUACAAGCCGGAGGCGGACGCGGUGCUCGCGUGGCACGACGCAUCGUACGGCCGCCCCGCCUGGCCGCUGCCGCGCGCCGCGCGGCCGCACCCGGACGCCCCCGCGCGCGCAGCCGCGUUCGCGUCCGCGCUGCUCGCGGGGCGCGUGCUGCCGGCGCUCGCGGCGCUUGCGCCGGCGCUGGUGGCGCGGCCGGAGACGGCGGGGCGGCGGGAGCUGGCCGGGCUGCCGCGGGUGGGGGAGCUGCUUUCAGCCCUGGAGCGGCGCUGCGUGGACAGCCGCGCCGCGCUGGUGGCCGCGUGGAGGGCCGACCCCUCGUUCCUGCGGCCGCAGCUGGCGCUGUGGGUGGCGAAGCCGAAGCAGCAGCUGCUGGGGAAGCUGUGGCCGCGGCUGCUGGCAGAGGCCGGGGCGGCCUGA